This is a messenger RNA of Lemur catta (Ring-tailed lemur), 3175 nucleotides long. RefSeq names its product AFG3 like matrix AAA peptidase subunit 2 (gene AFG3L2). Gene Ontology annotation, cellular component: m-AAA complex; membrane. Gene Ontology annotation, molecular function: zinc ion binding; ATP binding; metalloendopeptidase activity. Gene Ontology annotation, biological process: mitochondrial protein processing; protein-containing complex assembly. Lineage: Eukaryota; Metazoa; Chordata; Mammalia; Primates; Lemuridae. The record is from RefSeq and is a predicted model, not a curated record. The transcript is spliced from 17 exons. Bases 165 to 2555 code for a protein of 796 amino acids.
GCGCGUGGAGAGCGUGGGCUCGCCGGUGAGGCGGGCCCGCUGUGCUGCUGCGCGGCCGCUCUCCCCGGAACCGAACCUGCUUCCCGAAGCCGCCCUCGCCGCCCGGCCGCGGCACCAGCCGCGCCUGCGCAGCGCCCCGGACCGAGCGGGCCGAGCCGGCGGCCAUGGCGCACCGCUGCCUGCUGCUGUGGGGCCGGGGCGGCUGCUGGUCUCGCGGCCUCCCGCCGCUCCUCGCUCCUGGCGGCGGCGUGGGCCCCAGCGAGCGGCUCCGCCUCCGGACGCUUUAUCGAUACGCAACAACUCAAGCAACAGCCAGGAGAGAUUCUCUUUUGACAGAUGUAAUUGCUGCUUAUCAGAGAUUGUGUUCUCGACCUCCAAAAGGAUUUGAAAAAUACUUUCCCAAUGGAAAAAAUGGAAAAAAAGCUAGUGACUCUAAAGAAGUUAUGGGAGACAAAAAAGAAUCGAAACCAGCUGCUACCCCACGCUCUUCAGGAGGAGGAGGUGGUGGAAAACGAGGUGGCAAGAAAGAUGAUGCUCACUGGUGGUCCAGGUUCCAGAAGGGUGACAUUCCAUGGGACGACAAGGAUUUCAGGAUGUACUUUCUCUGGACUGCUCUGUUUUGGGGAGGAAUCAUGUUUUACUUCCUGUUCAAGAGCUCUGGGAGAGAAAUUACUUGGAAGGACUUUGUCAAUAACUAUCUUUCUAAAGGAGUAGUAGACAGACUGGAAGUUGUCAACAAGCGUUUUGUUCGAGUGACUUUUACACCAGGAAAAACUCCUGUUGAUGGGCAAUACGUCUGGUUUAAUAUUGGCAGUGUAGACACCUUUGAGCGGAAUCUGGAAACUUUACAACAAGAAUUGGGCAUAGAAGGGGAAAACAGGGUGCCUGUUGUCUACAUUGCUGAAAGUGAUGGUUCAUUUCUACUGAGCAUGUUGCCCACAGUGCUCAUCAUUGCCUUUCUACUGUACACCGUAAGGAGAGGGCCUGCUGGCAUUGGUCGAUCCGGCCGAGGGAUGGGUGGACUCUUCAGUGUUGGAGAAACCACUGCCAAGGUCUUAAAGGAUGAGAUAGAUGUGAAGUUCAAAGAUGUGGCUGGCUGCGAGGAGGCCAAGCUGGAGAUAAUGGAAUUUGUGAAUUUCUUGAAAAACCCAAAGCAGUAUCAAGACCUAGGAGCAAAAAUCCCAAAGGGUGCCAUUCUCACUGGUCCUCCAGGCACUGGGAAGACACUGCUAGCUAAGGCCACAGCCGGAGAAGCCAGUGUUCCCUUCAUUACUGUCAGUGGAUCUGAGUUUUUGGAGAUGUUUGUUGGUGUGGGUCCAGCUAGAGUCCGAGACUUAUUUGCCCUCGCUCGGAAGAAUGCCCCUUGCAUCCUCUUCAUCGAUGAGAUAGACGCGGUGGGGAGGAAGAGGGGAAGAGGCAACUUUGGAGGGCAGAGUGAGCAGGAGAACACCCUUAACCAGCUGCUUGUGGAGAUGGAUGGUUUUAACACCACGACGAACGUCGUCAUUUUGGCAGGCACCAACAGACCGGAUAUCCUGGACCCCGCGCUGCUGAGGCCGGGGCGCUUUGACAGGCAGAUCUUUAUCGGACCACCAGACAUAAAAGGAAGAGCCUCUAUUUUCAAAGUUCACCUCCGACCACUAAAACUGGACAGCAGCCUGGAGAAGGAGAAACUGGCAAGAAAACUGGCAUCCUUAACUCCAGGAUUUUCAGGAGCUGAUGUUGCUAAUGUCUGUAAUGAAGCUGCUUUGAUUGCUGCGAGGCACCUGUCAGAUUCCAUAAAUCAGAAACACUUUGAACAAGCAAUUGAGCGAGUGAUUGGUGGCUUAGAGAAAAAAACUCAGGUUCUGCAGCCCGAGGAGAAGAAGACUGUGGCGUACCAUGAAGCAGGUCAUGCAGUUGCCGGCUGGUAUCUGGAACAUGCAGACCCACUCUUAAAGGUAUCCAUCAUCCCACGUGGCAAAGGAUUAGGUUAUGCUCAAUAUUUACCGAAAGAACAGUACCUGUACACCAAAGAGCAGCUCUUGGACAGGAUGUGCAUGACUUUAGGCGGGCGAGUCUCCGAAGAAAUCUUCUUUGGAAGAAUUACCACCGGUGCUCAGGAUGACUUGAGAAAAGUAACUCAGAGUGCGUAUGCCCAGAUUGUUCAGUUUGGCAUGAAUGAAAAGGUUGGGCAAAUCUCCUUUGACCUCCCACGCCAGGGGGACAUGGUACUGGAGAAACCUUACAGUGAAGCCACCGCGAGACUAAUAGAUGACGAAGUACGGAUACUUAUUAAUGAUGCUUAUAAAAGAACAGUAGCUCUGCUCACAGAAAAGAAAGCUGAUGUGGAGAAGGUCGCUCUUCUAUUAUUAGAAAAAGAAGUGUUAGAUAAGAAUGAUAUGGUCGAACUUUUGGGCCCCAGACCAUUUGCAGAAAAAUCUACUUAUGAAGAAUUUGUGGAAGGUACGGGCAGCUUGGACGAGGACACCUCGCUUCCUGAAGGCCUUAAGGACUGGAACAAAGAGCGGGAAAAGGAGAAAGAGGAGCCCCCAGGGGAGAAAGUCGCCAGCUAGAUGCAAGGAGGGAGGCUGUUUUAGUCUAUCCUCUGUGGGUUCGGCUUGCACAUAUUUCCUGGCUUUCAGAAGAGUGAGAGCGCUGCCAAGUAGAUUGUAGCCAAGUACUGACCCAGCUGAAGUGAUGGGGAAAGGAGUCCUUGACGCUCAGCAUCAGAAGUCACAGAGGGAUGACCAGGGACUUUGAGGGCUUCGAGGGAGACUUGCACUGUCCCACAGCCUCACCGGGCUCCCAGAUGGCAGCUGGAACAGUCGAGCCCAGCAUCACUGAGGCUGGGCCCUGUGGCACCAUCCCGAGGCCUGGCCGGGCGUGUGCCAGGAUAGUUCAGGGAGAGUGGGUGCUCGACAGCGUGGGGGAAGGUAUUUUUCUCUUUUCGUCACCCAGUCCGUACUACUGUUUGUCUUCAGUUUCCCCCUGCAAAUGGACUGUGAAAUUAAAUUGGAGUCUUGGAGUCUUGAUAAGAAUAUUUUAAUUUGACUUAAUAUUUUAAAAUUUGAAUCAGAUCACUUGUUGCUGUCUUAAUGGAAUGAUUUUCUACAGAGAGCUGUAACAUUUAAAAAUAUGAAUGUAUUAUGUAAAUAUGGCUUCUUUACAUGAAAAAUAAAAUGUAAACACUGUG